AUGGGCAUAUCGCCGGAAACCCUCGCUCUCCAGAACAGCGUAACCUCAGCUGCAAUCAUCGACGAGUUCAAGAGCGAUGCCGCCUUCAAGCAGGUGGCAGAGCGGUUGAUGAAAGAGAUCAUGCAGCGAGACCAAGAAGAUGGGGACAAGCUGGCGAAGGGAAUUCAGCUUGCAGUAGACAAGAAAGUCCUGCCAGCUGACGUAAAAGUGGAGCCGAUCACGAAGAUUAGCGUCUCAGGGAAGAGUGCUGACCAAGUAGCCGACGAAAUCAUUGCAGCCCUUGGCGAUGCCCCCUCCAAGGGCUGCGUCAUGACACUGCAGGGCCUUUCGGGCACAGGCAAAGGCACGACCGUCGACAAGCUCAGAGAGAAGCUGCCGAACGCCCAGACCUGGAGUAACGGCAACCUCUUCCGGUCGAUCACGCUGUUGGCAGUGACCCAUGCUGAGCAGAAGGGCUGUGAGCUUCAAGAUGUGUUGACUCCAUCUGACCUCGCGACUUUCUGCGGCAUGCUGGAGUUCGGAAAGUUCAAUGACAAGUGGGAUGUCAAAAUUGAAGGUUUGGGCUGCAAGUACUUUGUCUCCGAAGUCGAGAAGACGGUGCUUAAGGAGUCCAAGGUGGGAAAGAACAUCCCAACGGUUGCAGAGGUCACGCAGGGAGAAGUUGUCAACUUCGUGCAGAAAGCAUUGGAGUUGAUGGCAGCAGGUGGCACAAAUGUGCUGCUGGAAGGGCGGGAGCAGACGUUGAACCACAUCCGCACACCGAACCGAUUCGAGCUGGUCUUGGAUGAGCCAGUGAUUAUUGGAAUGCGGCAGGCAGCUCUUCAGAUGGGCGGCAAGGCCAACGACAAGGUGAAAGCCAUGGAAAAGCCGGAUGAGGCCGCGGUCAAGGCGGCCCUGGAGGAAGUGUUGGCGAGCAUGGCCUGA
Symbiodinium sp. CCMP2456 is the source of this 924-nucleotide messenger RNA. The record is from the annotation of a GenBank genome assembly. NCBI's taxonomy places the organism in Eukaryota, Dinophyceae, Suessiales, Symbiodiniaceae.